AUGGACAAUAUUCUGUUAAAAAGCCGUAAUUUGAGGUUGUGGCAGAAUGUUACAGAAACAAGCCAGACCAUAUUAGAACGCGCGAGGCAGCUGCUCUUCAAUUGGAAGGAUGCGAAUAGGAAACAGCAGCAAGGCAAUAUAGCUGUUCAGCAGCACAGCAGCAUAGCUGUUCAGCAGCACAGCAGCACGGCUGCUACAGCAGCUGGUCUGAAUUCAGCUGUACAGCUGAUAACAGAUGUGAACAGUGCGGUGCAAUCUACUCCGGUUAAAUGGCAGAAACCAGCGCAUGGUAGGUUAAAGUGUAACGUCGAUGCAUCGUUCUCGGAUGAUUUAAACCGUGUUGGUUUUGGUUUUUGCAUUCGUGAUGAGGGUGGAAAUUUUAUACGAGCAAAAACGAUGUGGUCGAAUCCGGUUUGCUCAAUAGAUGUUGGAGAAGCUAUGGGACUCUCACAUGCUAUCCAAUGGGUACAUGAACUACUACUAACAAAUGUGGAUUUUGAAUUGGAUGCCAAGAAAGUUGUAGAUUAUUUUAAUAGAGGAAACAAUGAUAUAACCGAGUUUGGAGCAAUAGUGGAGGAGUGUAGAAGAAGUUGUAAUCUUUACUUUGAAAACUCUAAGGUAGAGUUUAGUCGGAGACAAGCGAAUGAGGUCGCUCACACUUUAGCUCGAGAGGCCACUUUCUUAGCUAAUCCCCAUAUCUUUAAUGUUGCACCUCUUUGUAUUUCGACUUUGAGUAUUAAUGAAAAACUAUAA
Medicago truncatula (barrel medic) is the source of this 753-nucleotide messenger RNA. RefSeq lists its product as uncharacterized. The record is from RefSeq and is a predicted model, not a curated record. Gene Ontology annotation, molecular function: RNA-DNA hybrid ribonuclease activity; nucleic acid binding. The coding region runs from base 1 to 753 and encodes 250 amino acids. The transcript has 2 exons. Lineage: Eukaryota; Viridiplantae; Streptophyta; Magnoliopsida; Fabales; Fabaceae.